Molecule: messenger RNA, 450 nt
Organism: Aspergillus sclerotioniger CBS 115572
Lineage: Eukaryota; Fungi; Ascomycota; Eurotiomycetes; Eurotiales; Aspergillaceae
Source: RefSeq, a predicted model, not a curated record
UUGUGUCUUGUACAUACGACCACAGGGUGUGGAGAACAGGGCUUCCCGUCCGCUCAGCCGUACUUAAGCCACACGCCGGGAGCGAAUCCCUUCUGUUGUAUGUUUUUGUCCUUCCCUUUUUACUACCCUUUUCCGUCUACCUUCCUUCCGUUCACCUCGCGGUCUAUUUUUUUAAUUUUUUUAAUUUUUUUUUUUUUUUUGGUUAGUGUUGUUUGGAUGGGUUGUGUUUAUUUAAUUAGCUAUUGUAUUUGUCUUGUGGAUACAGGAAGGUGCGGGUGGGUAUGUUGGUUUAUGGAUGCAGCCCUCCAUCUGGAAUGCUGUCUAGUCUUUAAACAGCAGAUAACUAUUUUUGUCUGUUACAGAACAGUCCAGCCCAGGUUCUACCUAUUUAAAUAUUUGAUGAACACGGAUAAAACAUCCCAUUACGAGGGAGAAUCCUACCCCGCUUAG